GAAAAUGACAUCAUCGUACACAAAUUGAAGGCACAUCAUCAAAAAAAAUAAACUCGGAGUCGGAAGGAAGAACAUGACAAAUUCUUUUGAAGGAUAAUAACAAAUGCUAUCAGCAUUUAUACGCAUUUCUCAAUUAUGAAAGAACUUGAAUUUUAAAUGGAUGUUCUUAGAAGAUGACAGAGGUGGGAACAAAUACACAGUUACGAAGAUCUGUGCAGCAGGCGCCACGCCUGUCUGCUGAAGUUGAUCCUUUUGUCCCAGGUUCAACGCCCCUUCAUACCCCUCCUCCAGCAUGACAGCCAUGUACUACAACGCACCAUCCCACCAGCAGCAGCAGCAGCACCAUCAUGCACCCCAACCACUCCAUCCCCACCAACACCACCAGCACCAUCACCAACAGACGAUACCGGGCAUGGUACCUCAGCCCUCACCCUCCCAGGUGGUAUCAGGAAUGCUCUCAGAGGCUACUGCUGCUAUGCCAGGGUUAAAACCACCUCCUCCAUCCCAGCCGCAAGGAGGAGGAGGAGGAGGGGGCGGGAUGCAGCAGUACCAGACUUCUAGUGCAAGUGCCGUAGCUACCAUGAACGGGAAGAAAGUACCACUGACGGAGCUGCCUCGGUACAUCACAACAUGUUACCCGUUUGUACAAGAUAGUUCAACAGGAGCAGCUCCUGCUACUGAAACGUGGAUGGGGUAUCCCAACUCGUCCCAGCAGCCGAAUCAACCUCAUCCACAGCCACAACAACACCAGCAUCCACCACCACCACUACCUCCAACCUCCCAGCAUCCUCUCAGUCACCAGCAGCCACCCCAGGCCACACCCAUGUAUGCACCUCCUCCUCCUCCUCCACCUGGUCACCAACCUCCCUCGGCCCAUCUCACUCAGCAACAGAACCAGGAGUACUUCCCUGUGCAUCCAGGUUACAACCAGGUGCCUCAUCAGACACCACCACCUGCAGCAGCGUCAUCUGGAGGACCACUGUAUCAGCAGGGUGCCUACCAACAACAUGGAGGCACCUACCAGCCACACCUCACAGGCACUGCACCCCAUCAUCCAACCCAUCACCACCACGCCCAGUCACCUACACCGAUGCCUCUAGCAUCCCAAUCUUCCAUGCCAGCAGGUGGGGUACCUGUAUCACACACUCCCUUUGCCCCUCCCCCUAUGAUGACCCCUCCGUCACAGAGCCCAUCACCCUACCCAUUCGCUCCACCACCACCACCACCUCAUGGAGCUGCAACACCAGGGGGGUAUGAUGCCGCCCUGCCAGGCACCCAACCCACAAUGCCUUCUUAUGGCCAGUAUGGGUAUGGGGCUUACCCUGGACCCCAAGUAAAGGUGCGUGGUCAGAGGCCAAUGAACAAGGACCAUCGAUACCCUGGAGGGUAUCAGAAUAAGGGGAGAGAACAUUAUCAAGCCUAUGUCCCACCCCCAACUGAUUUACCCAAACCUAAAACAAAGACUGUUGUAUUUGCUGAAGCCUGUGCACAAACAGAUUUUCCAGAAGCUAUAGCAAACAAGCCACUGUCGGACAAAACAAGCAACCUUACCUCUAGGUCCAAAGCCAAGACCAGGAAGAAGUCGCAGGGCAACCAGACUGGGAGAGAUGCUUCCAGUUCUAGUGACUCUGAGGUUGAGAACACUCCUCAUGAUAGCGAUAGUGGCUACUACAGCCCACUUCAUGCUCAACAACACAAUAGCACAGGUUUGGUGUCCACCUACUCGACUCAAACUGGGAAACCAACUUACAGUAAUGUUGCCAUGAACAAUAAGAGCUCACCUCAUCAGGAAAGCAGAACUGUGGAACAAAAUACAUUCACUCAAAACCAACCUCUGGUAGUUCCCCAAGGACCUCCCCUAGGUCCUCAACUAGGUCCUGCACCAGUGAUACAGAGAGGGCGCUUCACCCCUGUCCAGCCUGGUAUCCCUUCAUUCAGACCUGUAAUGCCAAUGAGCUAUGCAAACAUGCUCACCAAACCUAGAGCUGCCAAUCCACCUCCUCCUCCACUGGCCAAUGUUGGGUAUCCACAGAGACCACCCAACGUGUUCCCAACUCAACCACCACCCACCUACAGGAACAUGGCAGUCAGUUCAGCCCCUAUGCUUUAUCAGCAGCAGCAGCAGCAGCAGCAGAGGAGAAUGCAGUCUCCCGUGCCUUUACCUCAGAAGCCACCUGUAACUCCAGAGGACACUCCCAGGAAGCGGAAGCAGAAGCGAACCAAAGGCAAGAAGGAUGGUGAGGUAGAGCUGGAGAAGCCAAAGAUGGUGAAUGCAGCCACCUAUGCCAAACCACCUCAGAUCCAGGAUAAAGAAGAAUACCCUGGUCUACCCUUGGGCAGUCCUGCAGGAAACAAGUUUGGGAUGAGCACAGGAGGACGACCCAUCAGCUACAGUUCAGCUCUUCAGCAAAGAGCUCCUGUGCAGCUGGUGAAUGAGAGCUCUAGUGAGGAAGAAGAGGAAGAGAGCGGAGGAGACCCAAGUAGUAUCAUCAAGCCUGAGGAACUCCUCAGCCCAGCCAAUGUGAUGAGUACUAUCAAGGAAGGCAAGAAUGCCCGCAAAAGACGCAAAAAAGCAAUAAUGGCAACUCAGGCUGCUGCUAAGGAGUACUCUGAGAUCACUGAAGAACAGAGACAGCUGCAUGAGAACAUGAAGAAGCAAGGCAAGAGAACCAAGAUGCCUAUUGAGUUUGACCUAGGAGACAUGCUGGCUGCUCUAGAGAAACAACAGCAGGAGAUACGAGCUAAGCAGCAGCAACAGCAGCAGUUGAUCCAGAGAGGGCCAGUAGCUCCCAGCAGGAAUGUCCAGUUUGCCCCUAAUGUGGCUACCAUGGACCCAUACUCACAAUCUAGACCGGUCAAGGAUGUCCCAAGGGGUCAUAACCCUCUGGAUAUGACUGCCCCUGUGAAGCGUGGGAAGGAGAGAGAGCUACCAGCCAAGAAGAAACCCAGCGCUCUAAAGAGAGUCAUCUUGAAAGAGAGGGAGGAGAAGAAGAGACUCAGGACCCUGGAGGAGAGUCGUCUCUCAGAUGAAGAACCUGCUGGGGAUGAUGAUGAGGAAGAGGAGGAGGAGGAGGGAGAGGAGGAAGGAGAAGAAGAAGAGGAGGAAGAAGAAGAGGAGGAAAAAGUAGAGGAAGCAACAACAAAAAUGAGCGAUGAGGCUGAGAGCAGUGAUCCAGUCGUUUCCCAGGGGUUAUCCCAGGGUCUGUCUCAAGGCUUAUCACAAGGAUUCUCGCAAGGCUUCUCAUAUGGGUUCUCUCAUGGAUUCUCUCAAGGGCUCUCACAGGAUGCUCCAAGUGAUCGAGGCUCCUUCCCAGGGUUCAAUGCAUCUCAGAGUGACCUUUCACCUUUGAGUCAGAUGUCACCUCUGAGUAUGAGUCCCCUUUCUCCCGGAUCUCCCCUGAGCUCCGGCCUCUCAAGCCCUGCUACUGGUAUGGGCCGUAGCAACCCCACCCAGGUCGCUACCAAGAUACACAGCAGAAGGUUUAGAGAAUAUUGCAACCAGGUAUUAGAUAAAGACAUUGAUGGGUGCUGCACCACUCUCCUUCAAACCCUGGUCAAGUUCCAAGAUCGACAGUAUCACAAAGAUCCAGCAAAGGCCAAGAUGAAACGGCGUCUAGUGAUGGGUCUUCGAGAGGUCACCAAGCAUCUCAAAUUGAAGAAGAUCAAGUGUGUGGUGGUCUCUCCUAAUCUGGAGAGGAUCCAGUCAAAGGGCGGGCUUGAUGAAGCGAUGGAUAGAAUCAGUUCGUUGGCCAGUGAGCAGAAUGUUCCUCUCAUCUUCGCCUUGGGUCGUAAGGCUCUAGGUAGAGCAGUCAACAAAGUGGUACCUGUCAGUGUUGUGGGGAUAUUCAACUAUGAUGGUGCUGAGGAUACGUACAAGCAGCUGUUGGACUUGUCCACCAGGGCCAGGAAUGCGUAUGCUGACAUGGUGCGGAAGUUCCAGCAGGAGUUAGAAGCUGCCAAUGCAGCCAGCGCAGCUCGCAUGGCCAAGCACCGGCAUCACAUGGGGCACAACCGCAACCUGUCUGGCUGCAGUGCUAUCUCCUUCAGCUCAGUCAUCUCUGAGCCAAUAUCAGAGAACUACCCCAACCCUGAACCAGAGGUAGACAGCCAAGGAAGGGAGAUAGAGCCAGACCCUCCUACCACACCCACCUAUAGUCCACAGGGAGGAGGAUGUAGCAGUGAUGCAGGCCAGCAACAUCCCAGUGCCCCCAUGAGAAGCUUGUCCUUCACAGGUACAGGAAGCGUGAUCAGCAACUCUACAGAUGACACCAUUCACAAGGAGGAGAAAGACGGAGGAGGCAGCAGCGUUGGGAAAGACUAUGUCAUGUCUGAGACCUCCUCCCGUACCCUGACAGCGGGCGAAGGGGACCAGGAUCUAGAGGAAGGGAGCAAAGAAGAUGUUGGUAGAGUGGAGCUGGAAGAGCUUGAAGCUGGUUUGGUUGAUCAGGAUCAUGAUGAGGAGGAAGAAGAUGAAGAAGAGGAGGAGGAUGAGGACGAGGAUGCUGAAGUCAUCAAGGCUAAUAUUCUUCUUCCGGAAGACGGUGCUCCUGAGAAACGGGUUGCUGAUUGGGUUGCUGAAGCCCAGCAGUGCAUUGAGAGCCUCACGGUGGAUGAUGAAAGUGGAGAUGACGGUGGUGAUGCGAAAAAGAAAGGAGUUGGGGAGAAGAAAGAUGAGAAACCUAGUGAUGCUAACAUCUCACCUGAGCAAGUUGGUAAAAUGCUUACAUCACUAGAGGUGUAAUCCAUACAUAUACUGGAAGUCUUGUUUGCUAUCAACUGACCUUUCAUAUGUCUUAACUUUAAAGGACAAAAGUGAUCCAUACUCCAUGCCAAACUAGUGUUUUAAACAUGAACACCCUUUAGGAGUCGAGGAAAUAAGGUCAGUUUUCUGCUCUAAUAUGCUGAGUGGAUUUAGAUUAACAGUUAUCAAUACCUUUUAUAAAAGGGAAUGUACGUGUAUAAUUAUUAUUAUCAUUUAUUGCAUGUAUUUUCUGAAUAUAUUCUUAAGUUGAAGUUCCUUAUUAAGAAAUGGAAACUUCAAGUUGUAUUAAAAUACUUUUCUUAUAUACAUGUAUAUGUAUUUUAUGAUGUAUUCUAAUCAUGUAGAGAAGUGUAAUUCAAUAUAUGACAGAUUACUUAUGUGUAUAGAUUGUACAGUACAAAUUGCAUGCGAGACAGAUACAUGCAUGCAUACAUAAAAUGAAGUGAAAUAAUUUAUCCCCUGUGUUUGUUUUUGAAAUAAGUGCUAGGCUAAUAGGUAAUUGUCUGGGGCAACCAGAAAAAGACCACUAAUCAAGCGAGUGAAAUUAACAAGCAACACAUUAUGUAUAUAGAUGCAGGAUUUGACGUUUCUUUUUGCUCACGCGGGAUGCUGAUACCUGAUUUAUUUUUAUGCUGCUUGAGAACAUAUGUACCCCAGGAACAAUUCUAUUUUGCCUCUUAUUGAAUUCUGAAAAUGGCUUAUUUGUUGGGGUCUGUGAUAGUAAAGCCUUGGUCACAAAUGCCAUUACGAACUGCUACGAACGCCAUACGAUUGAUUUUUAGACAAUGGAAAUUCGGGAAGACAAUGGAAAAUCAGGGAGAUUCAUACAAAAUAAUCAUUGGUACGAACCUUUGU
Molecule: messenger RNA, 5617 nt
Organism: Strongylocentrotus purpuratus (purple sea urchin)
Lineage: Eukaryota; Metazoa; Echinodermata; Echinoidea; Camarodonta; Strongylocentrotidae
Product: selenocysteine insertion sequence-binding protein 2-like
Exons: 18
Coding region: 293-4741 (1482 amino acids)
Biological process (GO): selenocysteine incorporation
Cellular component (GO): ribonucleoprotein complex
Molecular function (GO): selenocysteine insertion sequence binding; mRNA 3'-UTR binding; ribonucleoprotein complex binding
Source: RefSeq, a predicted model, not a curated record